Messenger RNA from Cadophora gregata, 1314 nucleotides. RefSeq lists its product as uncharacterized. NCBI's taxonomy places the organism in Eukaryota, Fungi, Ascomycota, Leotiomycetes, Helotiales, Ploettnerulaceae. The transcript has 3 exons. Gene Ontology annotation, cellular component: cytosol; Ubp3-Bre5 deubiquitination complex; ribonucleoprotein complex. Bases 1 to 1314 code for a protein of 437 amino acids. The record is from RefSeq and is a predicted model, not a curated record. Gene Ontology annotation, biological process: ribophagy; protein deubiquitination. Gene Ontology annotation, molecular function: mRNA binding.
AUGGCAACCAAUGGCAGUUUCGCUCAACAGGAGCAGUACAAGAGUACUACUGAGCAGUACCCAGCUACCUCAGGUGCCGCCGAUUCCACGAGUGGUAACGCCUCGGGCAAUGACCUUUCGAAGGAUGAGGUUGGAUGGUACUUUGUUGAGCAAUACUACACUACCUUGAGCAAGUCUCCAGAGAAGCUUCAUCUGUUCUAUGGAAAGCGAUCUCAAUUUGUUUCUGGCCUCGAGGCAGAGGUCGCUCCAGUUUCUGUUGGCCGAAGUGCUAUCCAAGAGCGCAUUAAGAAUCUCGACUUCCAAGACUGCAAGGUCCGCGUCUCCAAUGUCGACUCCCAAGCUUCUUACGACAACAUCGUCAUCCAAGUUAUUGGUGAAACUUCGAACAAGUCGGCCGAGCUCAAGAAGUUUGUUCAAACUUUCGUUCUUGCUCAACAACCUACCGGAUACUUUGUCCUCAACGAUAUCUUCAGAUAUAUCAAUGAGGAGGGUGAGGAGGAGCCUGUUGACAACGCCCAAGAGGAGUCUGCUGCUGGACCCUUGGUUGAGGAUGUCGAGAUGCCAAAGGCUCAGGCCACACCUGAGGAGUCUGCUGCUCCGUUGGAUGCUGAGGUUGUAGACAAGAAGCUGGAAGAGGUUGCUGAGCCCGAGCCAGUCGCUGAAGCUGAACCAACAACCAACGGAACUCCAGCUCCUGAAGCUGAAGAGACACCAGCUGCUACCGCUAAGGUUGAGGAGGCUACUCCAACUCCAGAAGUUGCCGAGAAAGCGGUCGAAGAGGAGAUCAAGGAGCCAGAGAAGCCAAAGGACCCUGUCUCAACCCCAGCAAUCAGCCGCGCUCCAUCGAACACCAAGCCAGCAGCUCCAGCUCAGCCAGCUGGCCCACCAAAGCCACUUAGCUGGGCAAGCAGAGCCGCUGCAGCUGUUGGUUCCGCUCCCAAGCCUGCCGUUCCAGUCGUCGCUCCUAAGACUUCCACACCACCUGCCCAAGCUCGUCCAGCUCCACCAGCUGCUAAGCCUGCUCAAGCUCCUACUCCUGCCCCGGCACCUGCCCCAGCUGCGGAGAAGGACAAGGAGAACGGUGCAGGAUGGCAAAGUGUUGGAAGCGACCAGAAGAGACAAAACCGUCCACAAUCGAUCUCUGGUCCACCUGAGAAGGAGGGCACCAUGGGAUAUGUCCGAAAUGUUACCGAGAAGGUUGGAACCGAGGAGCUCCGUGCUGCUCUGGGUGGAUUUGGAAAUCUGAUCUACUUUGAUGUUAACCGUGGAAAGGUAAGUCUUGAGUUCAUUCACCACAACUCCAUAGCUGACUGA